GGAACACCGAUGAUACAGUGCGCUGAGUGCACCGACUGGUACCAUUUUUCUUGUGUGAAUUUGACCGAGGAUACAGCGGAAGAUAUAGCGUUGUCCCCAUUUUAUUCUAUCACGGUUGGGAGCUGUGCUGACAUUCUGGUUUACUUCAGCUGCCUACAUUUGUCCCGGAUGUACUGAGAAGACUGGUCGUCGUACUGCAAGUGAGUAUCUCCCUCCUUCCCUCUCGCUCUG
Molecule: messenger RNA, 231 nt
Organism: Desarmillaria tabescens
Lineage: Eukaryota; Fungi; Basidiomycota; Agaricomycetes; Agaricales; Physalacriaceae
Exons: 3
Coding region: 10-177 (55 amino acids)
Source: RefSeq, a predicted model, not a curated record